This is a messenger RNA of Hydractinia symbiolongicarpus, 1903 nucleotides long. RefSeq lists its product as uncharacterized. NCBI's taxonomy places the organism in Eukaryota, Metazoa, Cnidaria, Hydrozoa, Anthoathecata, Hydractiniidae. The transcript is spliced from 11 exons. The record is from RefSeq and is a predicted model, not a curated record. Bases 51 to 1310 code for a protein of 419 amino acids.
UUUUCAACCAUUGUGGGCAAUAGAAAAAAAUAAACAGUCGGAGAAGAAUUAUGUCUUCUAUCGCAGCAAAAGCUACCGUCUUUUCAUUUAUCUUCAUCUUAUUUUAUAAAGAGACUGAAUCUAAUUUAAUUUCAUUGUCUGAAUGUGGGUACACUAAAUAUUGUCAAAAGCAUCCUUCUAACUGUAAAUCAAAUAAAGAUUGCGACCUCAUUGUUACUUGGCAACAAAAUAAAACAAAUCCAUCGGACGCCGUAUUGUUUGAAAUGUCAACAAAGAAAGCGUCUGGUCAUCGCUGGAUAGCAAAUGCGUUAAACAUUCAAGCUGGGAGGAUGGCCAAUUCUGCGGGCGAGGUGUGUAUGUUCGACGGCAUGUCAGGAGGAUUGCGUGGAUUCGAAGCUACAGCACGUGGAAUUCCACCAGUGUACUAUGAUGGCGUAAAGGAUGUUGUUUUGCAUGAGGUUGAACUUACAGAUGACACGUUGGUGUGUAGAUACUCUCGACGGAUCAUAUCAACAAGCGAAUACAUGAAAGACUUGAAUCAGUCCUUUUACCUUGUCAACGCUUUCGGUCAACAAUUGCAAAAUAAUUUUGAAGUAGUACAACAUAACUAUGGAGACUAUCGAUUUACAAACACCCAAGUUGAAAUAUCUCCCUACGUUACAAGCACUCCUCCACUGUGUUUAUCACAAAACGACCUGCAGUACUGCGUAUUGGAGGUUGCAACAGAAGUCCAUAGAUGUAUGUAUGUGGAGCCCGUAUGGUAUCCAACAACGUUCGUGUUAUUGUCAUUAACUAUAGUGGCAUCGGAAGCAAAUAAAGUACAAAAGAGGGAGAGCAGCGAAAUAGUUUUUUCGACAGUACUUUCCUCCAAUGUUUAUAAAUGUACAUAUUCGACAAGCAGACCACUCCCACCAAUAAAAAUGACGUCAUCGCCAGCUUCGACUUCAAUAUCACCAACAACAACAUUAGCUGCGCAAAAAACUUCAAUCACACAAAGUCUUUAUGUUUCUUCAUCAAGUACAAUGACAAAAAGCAUUCAUCCAACUCAACAUCUCACCGAGACUCAGGUAACUCGAGUUCUCCGUAGUAGUUCGAGUUACAACCUUCCUUCAUCUUCAAGUGAAAUAGAGCCCUCCACAACAAUGUUCACCACGGUGCUGCCAUUAUCAUCAAUCUCAAAAGACAGCGAUUGCUUCUGGGAUACAUGUAAAACAACAAGACAAAUUGCACAAAAAUCGUAUGCUGUAAAGUUGGAACACUCAUAUCCUUUGCUGGUUUGUGUUCUUGCACUUAUCGUGGUUUGGAUUUGAUAAGGCAGGAAUUCUCAGAAAAAAUACCGAUUCCUAAAUUUACAAUGUUAAGUGGAGCGUUAACCAAGCAACCUUGAUUCCAAUCCUUUCAGCUACGUUAUCAGUAAAAGUUGUGUAUUUAGAAAACUGUAAAUAAUUAGUUUUAACUGUUUUAAUUGUAUUAUAUGUUGCAUUAUAUUCAACCUCGUUUCCAGUGCCUUUUGACUGUUUUUUAUAUCACGACGACCCUCGCCGUCCGGACACAGAGACAACAGGCGCUGGGUACGAGUUUGUAUUGUUUUGCAUUAUAAGAUUGUUUCUAAUCAUUUUCCUUGUUGAAACAUUUCUGCAUCUUAUUUAGAAGUGUUCAUCCUAACUGGGGCAUUUAUUCAUAGUAACCAAAGAAAUCCCAGUGUAUCCCAGCAUAUUUUGCAUUACCAUAACCCCGGUGUAGUCAAGAAUGAAAUAAGAACUUUAAGUUGUACAAUACAAAGUCUGAUAAAAACUUAGUUGGCAUGAAACUCAGAUUUACUUCGAUAAAAUAGAGCACAUUCAUAGAUUUUUAGAUAUAACACACAUGUAAAUAUUAUUCUAAAAUAAAUCAACUAACCAAA